CGCGAGUAUCUCGACCAGGCGGAGAAUACGGUCCUGAUCCAGAAGGCGCCGCUCUCCUGGUGGCCGGAAGGAGGCGGCGACUUCCGCGCCGACAGCACCGACGACACCGGCUGGUGGGCUCUCGCGAUGCUCAGCAUGUACGAGCUCACGGGCAACGAAAUGUAUCUCGAUAUCGCCAAGGAGGAUGAAGCGUACAUGUGGAGCUACUGGAACACGACGACGUGCAACGGCGGCCUGAUCUGGAACAUCCCGACGCUGAGCUACCACAACGCGAUCAGCAACGAGCUCUUCCUCGAGCUGACGGCCAAGCUGCACAACCUGAUCCCCAACGACACGGAGUACCUGAACCAUGCGAUGAAGGAGUGGGAGUGGUUCGCGGCGAGCGGCAUGGUGAACCCGGAGGGCCUCGUCAACGACGGGCUCACGGAGGACACGGCGUGCAUCAACAACGGCGCGACGACGUGGACGUACAACCAGGGCGUGGUGCUCGGCGGGCUCGUCGAGCUCUACAAGGCGACGGGCGAGACGUCGUACCUCGUCUCGGCGCGCUCGAUCGCCGACGCGGCGACGAAUAGCACGUUGCUGAUACAGGACGGCGUCGUGACGGAGCCGUGUUCCAGUGAGACGGACUGCGAGCCUAACGGUACUAAUUUCAAGGGCAUCUUUAUCCGCGAGCUCGCGAAGCUGAAUGCUGUGCUUGAUGACCACCCCUAUGCGGAUUUGAUCGCGCAGAACGCGGAGGUGGCGUAUAAUAACGCAAGGAACGCGUCUGAUUUCUAUGGGUUCCUGUGGAUGGGGCCGUUUGAUACUGUGACGAUCGGGACGCAGGAGGCCGCUGUGCAGUUGCUGACUGCGGCUUAUUUGGGAUGAUAGGUGGUGUUUGGAUAUUUUACCUGCUUGGGUAGAUGCCUACCUAGGUACCUAAGGAUUAGAAGGGUUAGGUGAGAGGAGAGUUCAAAUUUGGCAUGAGACAUGUUGUUUAAAGAGCAUACGACUGCAUGGAGUACGUUGGAUGUCGUUAUACCCAUAUUCGCUUUGUGUAUCAUAUAUAGGUACCUAGGGUUUGGGUUGUAGGGAGCUGGUGAAUACAACCCCUUUAAGUUCAAAUGGUGAUGUCUAGAAGAUACCGUAGCUGUUGAUUCUGUGGACUUUCACCUUCUAUAUCAUGAAAAUUAUGAGAUGUGUCACCG
Annulohypoxylon truncatum is the source of this 1190-nucleotide messenger RNA. RefSeq names its product glycoside hydrolase. The coding region runs from base 127 to 870 and encodes 247 amino acids. The record is from RefSeq and is a predicted model, not a curated record. NCBI's taxonomy places the organism in Eukaryota, Fungi, Ascomycota, Sordariomycetes, Xylariales, Hypoxylaceae. Gene Ontology annotation, biological process: carbohydrate metabolic process. The transcript has a single exon.